Aspergillus ibericus CBS 121593 is the source of this 648-nucleotide messenger RNA. Its product is annotated as MARVEL domain-containing protein. Gene Ontology annotation, cellular component: plasma membrane; eisosome. NCBI's taxonomy places the organism in Eukaryota, Fungi, Ascomycota, Eurotiomycetes, Eurotiales, Aspergillaceae. Gene Ontology annotation, biological process: protein localization to plasma membrane; eisosome assembly. The coding region runs from base 106 to 612 and encodes 168 amino acids. The transcript is spliced from 3 exons. The record is from RefSeq and is a predicted model, not a curated record.
GUACACAUCACCUCUUUAAAGGGAGGGUACGUGCCAUCCCCCGUGUUCCCCCCAUCCUUCGCAUUUAUCCAGUCCAUACCCACCUGAGACACUGCGGUACACAAAAUGAACCCUCUUAUAAUCGCAAUCCUUCGCGCCUUCCAGCUCGUCUUCUCCGUCGUCGUCCUCGGCAUCUCCAUCUCCCUCGCCAAAGGCCAACACAUUAAUUCCGUCCCCGGUGCCACCGGCUACGCAGCCUUCACCGGCGGUCUGGGCACACUCGCGUCUCUGAUCGGCGCGGCAGCGAUAUUCAUCGAGUCAUUCCAAACGUUCCUCUCAUGGGCGAUUGAUGGAUUAGCGUCGUUGGCGUUUGUUACUGGGGGGAUUAUAUACGCAGUCUACCUCCGCAACACAAACUGCUCGAACCAGCUAACCUCAUGCACCAACUCCAUUAUCAAUGGCGGGUCUUUCAGAGAUGGCAAGAAGACGAUCUGUUGGUAUAGUGGGGGAAAGUUGAAUAGUCGGUGUACGUCGGCCAAGGCGGAUAUGGUGUUUAUGUUUCUGGGGUUUGCGGUUUGUGCGGCGGUUUGUGGGAUGGUGUUUUUGAGGAGGAGGAAGGGGGGGUAUGUUUAGAUUUAUCACAGGAGUGGUGAGGGGGAUGGUUUGUUU